Molecule: messenger RNA, 1243 nt
Organism: Leptonychotes weddellii (Weddell seal)
Lineage: Eukaryota; Metazoa; Chordata; Mammalia; Carnivora; Phocidae
Gene: CIDEB
Product: cell death inducing DFFA like effector b
Biological process (GO): regulation of apoptotic process; apoptotic process
Source: RefSeq, a predicted model, not a curated record
GACUCAUCUCCCACCUCACUGGGGCUGAGAUCCCAGCUCUGUAACAGAAAACACCACCACUUCGGCCCCAGCACAGCAGAGAACCACCCAGCCUAGAACUCACCGGGAGAGGCAACUCUCCUCCUGCUCCUUCCCUCCACCAUGGAGUACCUCUCAUCCCUAAACCCCAGCGGUCUGCUCAGGUCGGUAUCCAAUAUGAGCUCUGAGUUUGGCCGGAAAGUCUGGACUUCAGCUCCACCACCCCAGCGACCUUUCCGAGUCUGUGAUCACAAGCGGACCACCCGGAAAGGUCUGACAGCUGCCACCCGCCAGGAACUGCUAGACAAGGCACUGGAGGCCCUGCUGCUGAGAGGGAUGCUAACACUGGUGCUGGAGGAGGAUGGGACCGCUGUGGAGAGUGAGGACUUCUUCCAGCUUUUGGAGGAUGACACAUGCCUGAUGGUGCUGGAGUGCGGGCAGAGCUGGAGCCCCAGCAAGAGUGGCAUGCUGUCAUAUGGCCUGGGCCGGGAGAAGCCCAAGCACAGCAAGGACAUCGCCCGCAUCACCUUCGACGUAUACAAGCAAAACCCUCGAGACCUCUUUGGCAGCCUCAAUAUCAAAGCCACGUUCUACAGGCUCUACUCCAUGAGUUGUGACUUUCAAGGACUCGGCCCAAAGAAAGUACUCAGGGAGCUCCUCCGUUGGACCUCUGCACUGCUGCAAGGCCUGGGCCAUACGCUCCUGGGAAUUGCCUCCAGCCUUCGCCAUGUAACAGAAGGGGCCGAGCAGUGGCACUGGCAGCAGCAGGGUCGCCUCCAUCCCUACUGAGAAGGGGCUCUGAGCUGCUUUCUGCCCCUAGACUCACUGCAAGAGACAUACUGUGAGGACUGUGAGGGCAUCGGCUUUGGAGAUGCGAGGACAGUGUGGAUGAGAUGACUCACCUGAUUUCCCCCGCUGUCUUCUGACCCAUUGUUACAGGCCCCAUCAGCGUAAGGCCUUCCAGCCCUAGCCUAUACCCUUUCCUGAAGAAUGCUGUUCCCUUCCCAGCCGGCUUUCCGCCCUCCCACUUACCCGGAAAGGCCACAAGCCCAUCCCCAAGCAUCUCAAUUCCACCCUGAUCAUUGCUACAUCUAGAUUCUUCGCACCUCCUCCUGUCCCUAAGCUUCCCAAUGCACUGAAUUCGGCCCUCUUUGACUUUGUCUCGAUUUCUUUAUACACUUCUCCCCAAGAUAACAAAAACAUUUCCAAUAAAAAUAUAAAAAUA